CAUAUAAAACUAGGCAAUACAAUAGUCAAAACAAACAUGUACUUCUAAAGCAAUUUACACUGCAGUUGAAAUCCAAACCUAAAACAUAUUGAUAACAGUCUAGUUGUUGUGUAUACUCCAUAUAAUGCUUCCUUCUGGGCCACCGUAGUGAUCUGAGGAGUUCCUGUCCUGACUGUCAUGGGAAUUGUUUACCAGAGGAUGUUGUGAUCAUUUGGCCUCUACAUCCUAUGAAAUGGCAGCGGUGUUUCUUGUGACCUUGUACGAGUACUCUCCUCUGUUCUACAUCAGUGUGAUUUCUCUGUGUUUCGUGGUGACCGCCGCCAUGGUGCUGGGCUGGUUUGGCUUCGAUGUCCCAGUGAUCCUUCGCAGCUCUGAUGAGACCGAGUCUCUCCUGCCAACCCCUGAGAAGCAAAUGGUUCAGAUGACCAACCCCUUCAUCCUGGAGAUGGGCUCUGGGCCGGCAUCUGUCGUUGACGGUGUGUUCCUGAGGCCCGGCUGUCUGGAGCCCUGUGUCCUGAGCUGUUUCUGGGGCUGUGAGGUCAGCGCCUUGCAGGUCGCUCUGCAAGCCCACCAGCACCGCCUGCGGCUCUGCACCCCCCGAUGUUUACAAGAGGCCCUGCAGCGCCGCUACAUCCACUGCCACAGCGUUCACAUUGGCAGAGAGGACAGAGAGGAAUGUCACACACAGAUUCCUGCUGACCAGGGGAUCACAGACUUCGGGCCGUUGCCAAGGGAACGCUACCCUCUUGUGGCUGUGCUGACGCUGUCAGAGCCAGAAGCUAGAAACAUUUACAACAUUGUGGCCAGUUUGACGGUUAUUCAUGUUCCUGAUGACGAAUACAGCCUUUCUGCACGGGUUCUCUUUCAGUACCUUCUCACCUCAAAAGGGAACAUGUUCGAGUUAAAGCCUCUCUUCAUGUCAGCCGACGGUAUAUCUGAGCCUCCUGAUUUAGAGCAGAGUACCCGAUCCACUGAAGCCAACAAGGCCAGUCGAGUGGAGCCGAGUCCAGUGGUGGAGGAGGGAUGGUCAGCGGGGCGGGGCAGAGACUGUGUGGUCUGUCAGAAUGCUGCAGUGAACAAGGUGUUGCUGCCCUGCAGACACGCCUGUGUGUGUGACAGCUGUGUGUCACACUUCCAGCACUGCCCCAUGUGCAGGGCCUUCGUCCAGGAGUCCUUCACCCUGACACAGGGACCAGCUGCAGAACAAUGAGCCCAUACUGAACCGUUCAGUGUUGUUUAGGAGAACAUAUGCAGCGGCCAAUGGAGUUCCUGCAACUCCCUCACACCAAACAUUCAGGACCAGUCGAAAUAUUGCCAUUGCACUGAUUUAUGUCUCAGCAAUAAGAGCAACAAUGGUACUUGUGAAUAGCAUACAUGGAUAUUAUUCAUCUCAAACUAAAUGUUCUAUUAAGUUACUAUAGUAUAGUUUUACUAGUCACAAAAGACUUUUGUUUCACUUUAUUUGGAGUAAUAAAGCAAAGCAAAUUCUU
This is a messenger RNA of Cyclopterus lumpus (lumpfish), 1490 nucleotides long. It is a transcript of the gene cgrrf1, whose product is annotated as cell growth regulator with ring finger domain 1. Gene Ontology annotation, biological process: negative regulation of cell growth. The coding region runs from base 233 to 1210 and encodes 325 amino acids. The record is from RefSeq and is a predicted model, not a curated record. The transcript has 6 exons. NCBI's taxonomy places the organism in Eukaryota, Metazoa, Chordata, Actinopteri, Perciformes, Cyclopteridae.